UCUGAUCUUUCUCUGUGCCGAAUAGGUCUGAGAGAGAGAGAGAGAGAGAAGAAGAAGAAGGCAAGUUUUGUACGGAAUACGAAAGCUUUUGAGAAGCCAUGGAUACUAACGCUGAGUUCGAUAGGUUGCUAUUGUUCGAACAAAUUCGUAAAGACGCAGAAGAGACCUACAAGCUUAACCCUUCAGAUGCCGAUAACUUAACGAGAUGGGGAGGAGCUUUACUGGAGUUGGCUCAGUUUCACAGUAUCUCAGAUUCAAAGCAAAUGCUUCAAGAGGCCAUCACAAAGUUUGAAGAGGCUUUGUCGAUUGAUCCAAAGAAAGAUGAAGCGGUUUGGUGUAUCGGGAAUGCAUACACUUCGUUCGCGUUUUUGACUCCUGAUGAGACUGAAGCUAAACAAAAUUUUGACUUAGCUGCUCAUUUCUUUCAACAAGCUGUGGAUGAGCAACCAGAUAAUCCACACUACCUAAAAUCACUUGAAAUGACGACCAAGGCUCCACAACUGCACGCAGAGGUUCACAAACAUGGCUUAGGCUCACAGCCAAUGGGUGCUGUUGAACCUGCUGCAGCGUCUAGCUCAUCAAAGGUAGUGAAGAAUAAGAAAAACAGUGAUGCAAAGUAUGAUAUGAUGGGAUGGGUUAUUCUAGCCAUUGGUGUUGUUGCUUGGGUCGGUUUCGCAAAAGCUAAUGCGCCUGUGUCUCCUCCUCGUUAAGUAGACGCAAUAGGAGUUUUUUGCUGGAGUUUUCAGUUUUCAAGGUUUUGACAGUUAGUCUUGUGUGAAAUUUUUUAGACACACCCCACCUGAAGCAGAGUCGCAGUUGUAAUGCUUAUUAUUCCAACUUAUAAAAACUUAUUAUUAUUAAAAUAAAAUAAAAUGUCUUUUGAAAUGA
Camelina sativa (false flax) is the source of this 888-nucleotide messenger RNA. RefSeq names its product mitochondrial import receptor subunit TOM20-3. Gene Ontology annotation, cellular component: mitochondrial outer membrane translocase complex. The record is from RefSeq and is a predicted model, not a curated record. NCBI's taxonomy places the organism in Eukaryota, Viridiplantae, Streptophyta, Magnoliopsida, Brassicales, Brassicaceae. Gene Ontology annotation, molecular function: protein binding. Gene Ontology annotation, biological process: protein insertion into mitochondrial outer membrane.